AUGUCAUCCAUUAUAGACAGGAAACCUAUCCAGUAUGAUGCUGAAGUAAGAAGACAGCGUGUUAAUGAUCCAAAAAAGAAGCAAAUGAUCCAUAUCAUUGCGAUUGUUGCUUCUGGUUUCGCUUUGAUCUCCGAUGGUUAUCAAAAUAAUGCGAUGUCUAUGUUGAACAAAUUGUUUCCUCAGCUGUAUGGGUCUGCAGAGUACAGUUCUGAAAUCUCUACUAGAGUUUCGAAUGCAUCGUUGGUUGGUACUAUUAUCGGUCAAGUAGGUAUGGGCAUUGGUUGUGACUAUAUGGGAAGAAAAUGGUCCAUCCUCACGGGUACUGUCUUGUUGGUAGUUGGUAGUUUGUUAUGCGCAGCUUCUCAUGGUAACACCGUCUCUGGUAUGUUCUGGAUGCUUACUGUGAUGAGAGGUAUGGUUGGUGUAGGUGUUGGUAGUGAAUACCCAUCUGCAUCUGUGAGUGCUAACGAAGCUUCAAAUGAGUACAGUGAAAAGCGUAGAGGUGGUUUGAUGGUCCUGGUGACUAACUUACCUCUAUCCUUGGGUGGUCCAUUUGCUUCUAUCGUUUUCUUGAUCGUUUACUCUAUCUGCGGCAAGCACCAUUUGGAAGCUAUCUGGAGAACCAUGUUUGCCCUAGGUUGUUUCUGGCCAUUGUCAAUCUUCUAUUUCCGUUGGAAGAUGGCCACUAACGAACUCUACAAGAAGGGCAGGUUUCAGUCCAAGAUCCCAUUGUGGUUGAUUAUUAAAUUCAACUGGAAACCUAUCUUGGGAACUUGCGGUGCUUGGUUUAUGUUUGAUUUCGUUACUUUCCCUAAUGGUAUUUUCAGUGGUACCAUUAUCGCAUCUGUCAUCGGUGGUACCAAGGAUUUGAAAAAGAUUUGUGAAUGGAAUUUGUUGCUGGGCAUCAUCGCCAUUCCAGGUGUCUUCGUUGGUGCUUGGUUAUGUGACCGAAUUGGUCGUAAAUACACUUUGAUCUUUGGGUUCACUGGUUACAUUAUCUUUGGUUUGAUCAUCGGUUGUGCAUACGAACAAUUAUCGAAUAUUACUCCAUUGUUCAUCGUCUUUUAUGGUCUGAUGAAUUCUAUGGGUAAUGCUGGUCCUGGUGAUAUGAUGGGUGUGACUUCCAGUGAAUCAUUUCCAACCGCUGUUAGAGGAACUUUGUACGGUUUAAGUGCUGCUAUUGGUAAAGUCGGCGCUGUCGCUGGUACUCAAUCUUUCCAACCUAUAAGAGAUAAAAUUGGUCCUCGUUACACAUUUAUCAUUGCAGCUGUUUGUGGUCUUGUCGGUAUUUUAUUUGCAUGGCUCUUUAUCCCACAUAGCCGUGAAAAUGACUUGAUGGAACUCGAUAUUAAGUUCUACAACUACUUGAUUGAGAAUGGCUGGCAAGGUAAAAUGGGUUUCGAUGAAGAUCAACAAAGUAGCACUGUCAUGUAUGUUGAAGAAGACAGUGACGAUUCUCAAUCAAAGAGAAACCCAGAGAACGACAAGAAAGAUGGAUUUGUCACUACGGUUGACCCCCGUCGUUUGAAAUUUGUAUAUAGUUCUUUAAUUAUAGAGCUUUAA
Molecule: messenger RNA, 1563 nt
Organism: Torulaspora delbrueckii
Lineage: Eukaryota; Fungi; Ascomycota; Saccharomycetes; Saccharomycetales; Saccharomycetaceae
Gene: GIT1
Product: Git1p
Exons: 1
Coding region: 1-1563 (520 amino acids)
Biological process (GO): carboxylic acid transport; transmembrane transport
Cellular component (GO): plasma membrane
Molecular function (GO): carboxylic acid transmembrane transporter activity
Source: RefSeq, a predicted model, not a curated record